This is a messenger RNA of Bathycoccus prasinos, 1113 nucleotides long. RefSeq names its product serine acetyltransferase. The coding region runs from base 1 to 1113 and encodes 370 amino acids. The transcript has a single exon. NCBI's taxonomy places the organism in Eukaryota, Viridiplantae, Chlorophyta, Mamiellophyceae, Mamiellales, Bathycoccaceae. The record is from RefSeq and is a predicted model, not a curated record. Gene Ontology annotation, cellular component: cytoplasm; cytosol. Gene Ontology annotation, molecular function: L-serine O-acetyltransferase activity.
AUGGGAUUAAAGCGCUUCAAUAAUACUAAUAACAAAAAGAACAACAACAACAACAAGAGUAGCGUUGUUAGUAUUCGAGCGGGGAAGAAGAAAUCGUCCUCUUCUUCAUUCGAACAACUUCCAGAACUCACCGAGGACGAAACCGCGAAGAAAUGGGCGGGAGAAUCCAACGACUCGCCAACGAUUGUGAGUAAAAAAGAGAGUGGCAGAGGUGAUGCGACAAAUCCUACGACGAGUUCUACGAGAAAGUUGAGAAAAAAAGAAGACGCGAUAGAGCAGGACGUGUUAGAAGGCGAGGCAUGUUUGUUGGGAGACGGGAUAUGGGAAAAGUUAUGCGAAGAAGCAAAGAUGGAGAUUGAAUUAGAACCCGCGUUGGCGUCGUAUUUGUAUUCCACGAUCCUCUCGCAUAAGGAGAUGUCGGACGCGUUGGCGUUUGUGUUGGCGAACAAACUCGGGUCGUCUGUCUUGUUGGAUUCGCAACUGUUGGAGCUGUUUUCGAAGUGUUAUCGGGAAGAUCCGGAGUUGGUACAAUGCGCGAUUGCAGAUAUGCAAGCGGUGUUGGAAAGAGAUCCAGCGUGCGAUAAGUACGUGAUGAUUUUGUUGUAUUUUAAAGGCUUUCAGGCGUUGCAAGCGCAAAGAAUCGCGCACUCGUUGUGGUCGAAAGGGAGACAGUCGUUGGCGUUGUUGUUGCAGCAUAGGGUUUCGGAGGCAUUUCAUGUCGAUGCGCAUCCUGCCGCGAAAAUUGGAAAAGGGGUUAUGAUUGAUCACGCGACUGGGGUAGUUAUUGGGGAAACCGCGGUAGUUGGGAAUAACGUGUCUAUCUUACACAACGUUACGUUAGGCGGGACCGGGACGACGGACGGAGAUAGGCACCCGAAAAUUGGCGACGGGGUAGUUUUAGGUGCCGGGGCGACCAUUUUAGGACCAGUGAUUGUUGGUACGAACGUGAAGAUUGGCGCAGGGAGCGUUGUGCUGCAAGAUAUUCCGGAUAACUCCGUCGCGGUAGGAAUUCCAGCAAAAAUUUUACGAAGAGAGCGAAGCGAGGAGGUGAUCGAGCCGAGUUUAUCGAUGGACCAGACAGACUUUUUAGAGGGAUGGGACUUUACUAUAUAG